UUCUCCCACUUCUCGUUUUUCUUUGGUGCCUCAGACGUCUGCCUGCUGAGAGCCCUGUGGACAGCGGGGCUGACCACCAGACACAUGUCGGUGGAGGCCUGGAGGGAUGCCCUUCAGCGCCGCCCCUACGCCAGUGCCUCCGAGCAUCUGAUGGUGGGAAGCCUCACCUGGAUGGCCGCUGUGGUGUCCGAGGUGAGCUCCACCGCUGCACGUCACAGUUUCAAUCAUAAUUUUGUUCAAAGGCACGAAUUUCAGAUGAUCUAUAUGGUUAUGAUCUCCAAUAUCUCCGAAACAUUUAUAAUUUGCAUCACGCCUUGUACCGCAAGCCAGCUCAUGCAAGCCCACAGACUCCACGUUGAGAGGACCUCGUGGGUGUGGGUGCUGAGGAACACUGCGGAGUAUGUGGGAAAUGGGACGCUGAAAGACCGAAACGACGCCCCCAGACCCAUCCGCCUGCCACUGACACCACUGCAGAGACAUCCGCGUCCCUUCACCGUUUCCUUCAGUUACGCGACGGAGGUGCUGGACCGCCUCGCUCAGGGCGUGCUGAAGGGCGUGUUGCUGAUGGAGCAGGAGCACCUUUCCUCGCCCCCACCGUCUUCGAGGCUGGUGCAUGUGGGCGGGAUGCGGGUACGGCGGGACUGGUUUUGGGAGUUGGCAUCGGUGGGGCUGUACAGGGACAACCACCUCACCCUCAUCAACCCGCUCUGGCCCGCACGCCCCCACGACUUCCACGGAGGGAACAUUUACAUUGCCUUUUCGCAGAAAGCUGCAACCAUUGAAGCAAACAGCACCAGCCUUGCGGACGCCCAAGGCUACCUGGCCGACACGCUCAAGAUCGUGAUGGGGGCGCUCAACGCGACGGGGGUCCUGCGGCUCACCACGGGCGCCGGUUCCAGGGAUGACACCGGUGCCUGGAAUGGCGUAAUCGGAGUUAUCGUGAGAGACGAGGCAGACAUCGGGGCAGUGGACUUCAUGCCCAACCAUCAGAGACUGGAAGUUGUGGACUUCAGUGUCAGCAUCGGACAGGACCCCGUCAUCAUCUUUUCCAGCGCCCCUUACUUCAUCAUUCAGCCAUUUCUCCUGUUCCAAAUAUUUUCGGUUGAGCCUCUACUUAGUGCAUUGAUCCAAACAAGCACCAAGUUGUCGACCUUUACAGGCCAGUCCGGGAUGCCGCCCGGGGCGUCGGCCAGGCUGUUGGCCAGCUUCCUCAUGCUCGUUAGUCUCUGCCUCUGCUCCGUGUACAGCGGCUCCAUCACGGCCUUCCUGGUUAUUCCAUUCCGCUCGAAGCCCAUCAACUCGGUCCAAGAGAUGCUGGACUCCGACGUGAUCCCGUGCGCCAGGAGCAAAACCAACACCGUCGCCAACAUCAUUAACAACCCGUCGGGGGCGCUGUACGCAGUGCGGCACCGCGUCAAGAUCAUGGCCGGGGAGGAAUUCGACACCCAGGCCUACAUGGACCAAGUGUCGCAAGGCACCUUCGCCCUCAUUGACGUCCUGAGUGCGGCACUGGGGCGCGCCAACGCGUUCACCCGCCGAGGUGCCCGAUGCUGGUACCACACGAGCCGGGAAAGCAUCCAGGUGAACCUCGACGCCAUCGCCCUGAAGAGAAACAGCCGCUUCACCUGGCAGGUCAACAACGUGCUGAUGAGCCUCCAGUACUUCGGGUUCAUCCAGAACGUGAAGCGCACCUACUACAAGCCGCUGUGCGUGACGGAGCGGAAGGACAGCGGCCCCUCGUCCCUCAAACUCGUGCAGGUGUGUGGGGGAGAGUGGGGGUCUUUUUUCUUUCUUUCUUUCUUUUUUUGCUUUCGUAAAGUCGCCCACGAUUUGUGGGCAUAUGAUGUUAAAAAAAAACUGUAUUAUCUUCUAAAACGCGUUUACAUAAGUUUCCCUGAAGUCCAGGGCGCCUUCUUCGUGCUGGUGGCUGGCUUGGGGCUGUCCAUCGCGGUAUUGACGACAGAAGCCCUGUUCUCGCGACGCUUCUGA
Messenger RNA from Eriocheir sinensis (Chinese mitten crab), 1989 nucleotides. RefSeq lists its product as uncharacterized. The annotation marks the transcript as partial. Gene Ontology annotation, cellular component: membrane. The record is from RefSeq and is a predicted model, not a curated record. Gene Ontology annotation, molecular function: glutamate-gated receptor activity. NCBI's taxonomy places the organism in Eukaryota, Metazoa, Arthropoda, Malacostraca, Decapoda, Varunidae. The transcript has 12 exons.